Molecule: messenger RNA, 1192 nt
Organism: Cyclopterus lumpus (lumpfish)
Lineage: Eukaryota; Metazoa; Chordata; Actinopteri; Perciformes; Cyclopteridae
Product: bone morphogenetic protein 8A-like
Exons: 3
Coding region: 49-369 (106 amino acids)
Biological process (GO): SMAD protein signal transduction
Cellular component (GO): extracellular region
Molecular function (GO): cytokine activity; growth factor activity
Source: RefSeq, a predicted model, not a curated record
AGGAAGAGGAAGAGGAAGAGGGAAGGACGGCGGGUGACGUCGGCCAGAAUGGGAGCGGCUGUUCGUCCAGCUGGUCCCAACAUGGAUCCAGAAGUUUCAUCUUCAGAGGACUGGGUGUUGGCCCCCACUGGAUAUUCAGCUUACUACUGUGAUGGAGAGUGUUUUUAUCCUCUGGGCUCCUGCAUGAACGCCACCAACCACGCCCUCAUCCAGCAAGUGGUGCACCUCCUGAAGCCUGACGAGGUUCCUAAGGCUUGUUGCGCCCCGACCAAGCUCAGCCCCAUCUCCGUCCUGUUCUACGACGACAACAACAACGUCAUCCUGAAGAAGCACCGCAACAUGGUGGUGAAGACGUGCGGGUGUCUAUGAGCCCAAAAGGUUCCACUUUGACACUCAAGUCCUCAAACAAAGUGAAGGUACAACAGACAUGAGCUCUGCCCACGGAGAAGGUUUCUGCCAACAAGGCACCGCAAACCUAAUUUACCAGGCUGGUGUCGAGUUCUGAUCCAGGAUCAGUGACUCAAAGUUCACAGAUUCCAAAUCACCACUUUUGCUGUAGCGUGUUCUGUGUCUUGUUUGUUUAUGUUUAUGUCUGCUGGGCCUCUUAUUCAGAUUUAGGCUCCAUCGGCCGGUUUAGAGGGCAAACCAUUAGUGGAACAAGAAUAAAUUAAAUGACAGCACUAUUGUUGCAACACAAUGACUCUAUAACGAGAAUAUUGAAUCAAUAACAAUAUUCACAUCAUCUUGAUUCAUGGUAAUAGUUUUUACAGGACUAAUGAUAAAUAGCCAAGUGUAAAUAAUACAAUAUUGCAGGUGAAUAUUAUCUUUCGGGUUGUUGGUCAAACAAAACCUUUGAAGACCAAGAACAUUGGCGAAGGCCUUCACUGCUCCCUAGCCUGAUGAAGUAUGUUAUCAAAUGACUUCCACCUCAUCAGCUGCAACAUUAGAGCUGUGCAGCAAGAAUUGAAAAGAUACAUUCUGCAUAAUGGGUAUACUUUUUACUUUAAGUUUAUUUUGAUGCCAAUAUUUUUCUGCUUUUAUACAACAUUUUGAAUGCAGGACUCUUGUAACUGUAAUUUACAUUGUGCUCUAGUAAAUAAUGUAAUAAACACUUUGGUUGUAUAAAUGAUGAUCCUGCAAAGAAAAGUCACUCAAAGCACGGCAGAGGACCUCACAGUCCAGGACCUCACAG